Messenger RNA from Pan troglodytes (chimpanzee), 1988 nucleotides. It is a transcript of the gene GET1, whose product is annotated as guided entry of tail-anchored proteins factor 1. The transcript has 5 exons. Gene Ontology annotation, biological process: tail-anchored membrane protein insertion into ER membrane. NCBI's taxonomy places the organism in Eukaryota, Metazoa, Chordata, Mammalia, Primates, Hominidae. Gene Ontology annotation, cellular component: GET complex. Gene Ontology annotation, molecular function: protein-membrane adaptor activity. The record is from RefSeq and is a predicted model, not a curated record. The coding region runs from base 618 to 1040 and encodes 140 amino acids.
GUUGUUGUGGUCCCCAUGGAGCUGCCGUAGCGGACCCAGCACAGCCAGGAGCGUCCGGGAUGAGCUCAGCCGCGGCCGACCACUGGGCGUGGUUGCUGGUGCUCAGCUUCGUGUUUGGAUGCAAUGUUCUUAGGAUCCUCCUCCCGUCCUUCUCAUCCUUCGUAAGUGGCUGCCUGGCCUCCCAAGGGCCGGUGGGGAUGCCGCCCCAGUCCCCCGGCGGGUCUGGCGUAGGUACAGGGGUCUCAACUGGGCGACUGAAGGCCGUAGUAGCGUCUUGGUUGGUCCGUAAGCUUUUUUGAGAUAGUUGUUAGCGUCUAAAAGGUGCGACGCUUUACCCCAAAAUCAGACUUUCUGGGUUCUAGGGGGUUGGGAGAAACACCCGGCAACCCUGGGCCACGCUUUCACGUGGCAGGACUCUUCUGGCUGUGGGUGGCGGCGGCGAACCUCACACUGGGAGUUCCUAGUGCCCCGCUGUCAGCCUCGUUUCCGUUAAUCCUGGUCCCUAGAGGCAUUCGAGCAGCCGUCGGCCAGGGUUUCCCAGAGGCCUGGCGGGCGAAGUCAGCUGUUCCAGGUCCCGGAGAGAUGGAUCCUCGCGUCCAGGAGCCCACAUUCUUGGGAUGUCCAGGGUGCUGCAGAAGGACGCGGAGCAGGAAUCACAGAUGAGAGCGGAGAUCCAGGACAUGAAGCAGGAGCUCUCCACGGUCAACAUGAUGGACGAGUUUGCCAGAUAUGCCAGGCUGGAAAGAAAGAUCAACAAGAUGACGGAUAAGCUCAAAACCCACGUGAAAGCUCGGACAGCUCAAUUAGCCAAGAUAAAAUGGGUGAUAAGUGUCGCUUUCUACGUAUUGCAGGCUGCCCUGAUGAUCUCACUCAUUUGGAAGUAUUAUUCUGUCCCUGUGGCUGUCGUGCCGAGUAAAUGGAUAACCCCUCUAGACCGCCUGGUAGCCUUUCCUACUAGAGUAGCAGGUGGUGUUGGAAUUACCUGUUGGAUUUUAGUCUGUAACAAAGUUGUCGCUAUUGUGCUUCAUCCGUUCAGCUGAACAGGAGGAUGGAUACAGCCGCGAGGCUAAAAAACGGAUUUCCUCUUACUAGCUUAAAAUCUGAUUUACACUGUUUUGUUUUUUAAGAAACAAAAGUGCACAGUUUAGAUUUUUUUUUGUUGAAUAUGUUUGUUCUUGGACUUUAUGAGAGCGUCUUAGAAGAAUCAUGAUUUUCUACACCUGUCAUUGAGCCAAGAAAGUCCAGUUUAUGACACGUAUGUGAACACCGUCCUCGAUCUGUACGAAAUGUGAAAUGUUUAGGGACAUCUCCGUGCUGUCACUUGUGAUUUGCCCUCUUAUGUAUUUUGGUCAUAUUGCCAACUGGAAAGUCAAAAUUUUCUAACAACUUUAAGUAAGUUCUUUGAAGACUUAGUGCUGUUUUUAAUCCAGUUUAGAAAGUAACUUAAUUUUAAUACCACUACUAAAAAUUAGAAAAUUUCUUCUUUAAUCACAUUCAAUAUGGUUAAAAGAACAACACUAAUUGACAUUGCGUGGGCUUUUUCUCCCUUUGUUUAAAAUGUCAUUUGUUGAGCAAGAGUUGUAUAGUAUUAUCUACUUACUUGAGGCUGUUAAUUUUUCAUUACAGUGUUUUGUAAAUGUAUCCACGAGACCAUGAUGCAUUGUUUUGUGCUCAACUUGUGUUUUGUAUUUAAAGCAUUUUGAAUGAAGUGUAUUUUAUAAGCAUUUAAUAUUUAUGCUCUUUAGAAUGGAACACAGAAAACAAACCUUAUAAGGCCUGAUUAAAUUAAUCUGAACCAAUAACCUGUGUGACCUACAAAGUAUAAUUCUAUUAAAUGUUCCUUAAAACACUUUUUUCUAAUUAAAAUCUUUGCAAGUGCUUGUGUAACUUCCUGCCUUACAGCUACUUGUUUGCUGUGAGCCACCCGCAACUGACAAGUGGCUGUUAACUGAGUCACCAUAUCCCAGUAAAGCUGAAUUCUCUCACUA